AUGUUACUUGCAUGGUCGUAUCGUUUAGAAAAUGAAGACGAUGAAAUGCGACGUCCACCGCCAAAAUAUUCAAGUUGUGUUCGUGGUGUUUACAGUAAAGAGAAUAUCAACUACUUACCUACUUAUGAGGAAGCGCUGAAAAAUAUACAACUGAAAAAACAACAUUACUGUAAGUUUAUGCCAUACUUUAUUGUCAGCUUUACCAGCAGACUCGCUCAGAUAUCCCGAUCUGAUUCGACCAUAUUGCAAAAUGAGCGAUAUCCCUGCAUCACACUAGAAUCGACCUUACCAAACACCAUCUUCUAUCAUACAGUUGGUCUUUACUCACACAUUUGA
Anisakis simplex (herring worm) is the source of this 336-nucleotide messenger RNA. The record is from the annotation of a GenBank genome assembly. Lineage: Eukaryota; Metazoa; Nematoda; Chromadorea; Rhabditida; Anisakidae.